ACGAAUUAGUUAAAGUAAAUUAAAACCGGUAAGACCAGCAAAUAAGAACAAGUUAAAAAACCCAAUAAGACAGGGACUGUCUUUUUGGUACAAAUGCUAAUUGCACAUAUUUAAUACAGAUGUUUCUGCAAUAAAAUCAUGUAAUUGACUCUCUAGCUAUUAAUUUGCACCUGGCCUCAGGAGUCUAUACCUCCGCCCUGAAGGAAAUAAAAAAUAAAAUAUUCCUCCUCAGGAAAUACAGUCGCUGUUUCUUUUCAGACUUCCUCUGUAUUUGUGCUGAAACUAAAGUCCUGGUCAGUGAUUGCUGCCAGGUUGUAACUUUCCACAACAUUAAUUCUUUGUCCUCUGGUGUCCAUGAAAGGAUGUGAUGUUCUCCAGAAAAUAUAGGUGCCAAAGAAAUGUACCGGAGUAAAAAAGUACAAUAGGCUAUAUUAAACAAGCACUUUAUUUAUCCCCAAUGGCAACUGGUUGUAGUGGAGUAUAAGUAUGAAGUGGCAGAAAGUUGAAUAAAGCCAGAAUAGGACAAAGGAAACCUCAAAACUGUACUCAAGCACACGAGUACAUGUACUCAUGUGUCAUUUCAGCACUGAAAAUCCUAUUUGCCUCUUUCUAGUCGGCCUACAUCUCCUAACACCUCACUCUGAUCAAGAAGCGUUACCAUAACUGCCACAACCCGCAGCUGUUUGACUAUCAGCUGAUAGAUGAAACGUCAUCCCCUCCUCCGCCACAUGUGCCGCCUGCACUCUGGUCAUAGAUGUAUAAAAAGAUCUUAUAAUACAUCCAUGACUCUGGUUAACCGGGGUUCCCCGCCCUUGCUGCUACGUAACAUGCGGCACAUCGUUACGGACAAAUGGAGCGCAGCCACUAUCUUCACUGACCUGGAUAGAGGAGGGUCUGGAUCCCACUCAGCUGAGAGGAGAAGACUUCACUGUAGUGCUGCCGUGCAGAUGGAGUCGGGACCGGGAGGCUGCGGCUGCCCGUCAGCGCUGCUCCUGGACCCGCCAAGCUGGAGAAAGAGCACCGGCCUGAUGGAGAAACUCCUGUGAUCAGAUCAUCCUCUGCUUCACUUGGAGAGCCGGAGAAACAACAUCAACCUGCUUGAAACCCUCUUCUACAAUCCUAAUACUCUAUAUGGAACCGGAGGGCGCAGGGUAGGGGGGCAGCAGGGGCCUCCGGGAGAGACCAGAGUUUCACUGCUGAAGUGUAACUCCACUAAGACUAAUGGAUUUGAAGAGAGUGCUGUCCUUCCCACCAUACCCCGGGGAUUACCUGCAUCCAGUGGUGUAUGCCUGCACAGCAGUCAUGCUGCUCUGUCUGCUCGUCUCCAUCAUGACUUAUAUUGUCCAUCAUAGUGUGAUCCGCAUCAACAGGAAUGGCUGGCACACACUCCUCAACUUCCUUUUUCACACUGGGCUGACAUUUGGAGUUUUUGCCGGGGGCAUCAAUCAGAUCAACUUACCUUUUGUGUGUCAAAUUGUUGGGAUCGUGCUCCACUAUGCCUCUUUGUCUACUAUGCUGUGGCUGACGUUUACUGCUAGAAACCUCUGUAAAGAUGUGUCCAAAGACCCGCUUCGAGCCCAUGACAGGAAUAAGCCAGCCCAGACUCGCACCAAACCAACCAUCCUCAGAUUUUAUCUUGUAAGUGACGGAAUCCCUCUCAUAAUUGUUGGAGUUACAGCAGCAUUUGGUAUGGAUAACUAUGGGAGCAGAGAUGACGCUUUGUAUUGCUGGAUGGCAUGGGAACCAAGCCUGGGAGGUUUCUAUGCCCCCAUGAGUCUUCUGGUCUUAGUCAUGUCUGUGUACUUCUUGUGCACCUACAUCCAGCUCAAACGCCACCCAGAGAGGAAGUAUGAGCUGCGGGUCCUGAGUGAGGAGCAGCAGCAGUUAUCAUCCAGUGAGUCAAACCAUCAGUGCCACACUGACACUGGGGCAGCUUCUGGGCUUGCAGCAGAUUGUCCGUCAUUUGCUACAGGUGUAUCAGUGCUGGCCAACGAGCACUCAUUUAAAUCUCAGCUCAGGGCCACAGCGUUCACCCUGUUUCUGUUCCUGGCUACCUGGGCAUUAGGAGCGCUGGCAGUAUCACUGGGACAUUUUCUGGAUAUGAUAUUCAGCUGCCUGUACGGGGCGUUUUGUGUCACGUUGGGACUCUUUCUUCUCAUCCAGCACUGUGCCAAACGUGAUGAUGUGUGGCACCGCUGGUGGGCUUGUUGCCCAUCCAAAUCCAAGACAGAGGAUGGAAAUGGGAACGGACAGAGCCAGAGGCAGGAGCUCCAUCAGCCACACUGCCACCUGAACUCCCCGUGCUCAGGCAAGCAGCCGCUACUUUCUCCUCACCUUGUGCAGAGUUCUUACCACAAAAUUGCACCACCUCAGAGCCUCACACCCAAUCACACAGGUCCAUGCUGUGUGGCUGUCAUGAGUCCUGUCGCUGCAACCCCUGUCUCACCUCUCACUGAGCCGGUGCCCUCGCCACGUCCACAGUCGCUUCCUGAUGAGCUCCCUCGUCCCGCUCUGCCACUACAGAGCUGCCUUACAGACAGAACUAAGUCACGCUCUUUCAACCGCCCACGCCCAUGUCUCCAGGACUACCGCUCUCACAUAACAUCCACCAGUAUGGACGGGAGUGUUCACAGCUCCCACCUGGACAGCCCACACACUGUACACCACCUCGAAGGCUCACCGCUGGUUUCCAACAGCCCACACCCAGACCUCCAGCUGCCCUGCCCUAGCCCUCACUUGGAUAAGCAGCUAGCUUCCUGCCAUGGUUUGCAACGCCAGACCUCCUGCCACAGUGUACAAGACUCAAUGACUUCCUGCCACAGCCAUGCACACAACAUGCAUGACAGCAUCACUUCCUGUCACAGUCUCCUUCUUCCCUCUCAUGGGAUCCACACCUGCCAGUGGCACAUGUAUAGCUCAGCUGAUCACUCUUCCACAACAAGCUGCUCUGAAAAACCCGAUCCCUUCACCUUGCAAUACCAGCAAGACCCAGACACAUACAGCUACAUGUCAAAGACAACAGACAAAGAGAAGGAUAGUCUCUGCGUAGAGAUGGAGCAGAAAGGUUUCCCAAGAAAUACUCUGCCUCGGCAUGGUGCCAUCAGCCGGCGAGGCACCAUCGGCCGAAACAGGAGCCUGCAGGAAGAUGGCCUGUUUGGGUCAGACGCCACAGGAAACAUAAGGACUGGACCUUGGAAGAAUGAAACCACCGUAUAGUUUUCUUAUGCUCGUACCUGUGAGACCACCCUGUAAUGAUAUUACUCUGUACGUAUUUGGGUCUCAUUGCCUUCAGAUUUGCCCUUAAACCACAGGUUGAGUUUUCUGUGAGGCCUCAUGUCCUGAUGAUCUUCCAGAACCCUUUAUGACAAAGUUAUCUUAACUUUUAGAGUGAUACAAAAUCAUUUUUAUAAAGAAUUUUUAAA
Messenger RNA from Thunnus maccoyii (southern bluefin tuna), 3422 nucleotides. RefSeq names its product adhesion G protein-coupled receptor A1a (gene adgra1a). The coding region runs from base 1222 to 3216 and encodes 664 amino acids. Gene Ontology annotation, molecular function: G protein-coupled receptor activity. The record is from RefSeq and is a predicted model, not a curated record. The transcript is spliced from 7 exons. NCBI's taxonomy places the organism in Eukaryota, Metazoa, Chordata, Actinopteri, Scombriformes, Scombridae. Gene Ontology annotation, biological process: cell surface receptor signaling pathway; G protein-coupled receptor signaling pathway. Gene Ontology annotation, cellular component: postsynaptic density; plasma membrane; glutamatergic synapse.